Messenger RNA from Fusarium keratoplasticum, 1737 nucleotides. Its product is annotated as Homeobox domain-containing protein. Gene Ontology annotation, molecular function: transcription cis-regulatory region binding; DNA-binding transcription factor activity, RNA polymerase II-specific. NCBI's taxonomy places the organism in Eukaryota, Fungi, Ascomycota, Sordariomycetes, Hypocreales, Nectriaceae. The transcript is spliced from 4 exons. Gene Ontology annotation, cellular component: nucleus. The record is from RefSeq and is a predicted model, not a curated record. Gene Ontology annotation, biological process: regulation of DNA-templated transcription. Bases 1 to 1737 code for a protein of 578 amino acids.
AUGGCCACUUCCACAAACUCCCCCUUCGUCGCCGCCACGCCCGACAAGCACGCUGUUUCGGCUCCCAACCACCAUGAGCCCGUCGUCACGCCCCAGAGCCUCCCCCCUCUGGUCGAUGCAGCAGUACCCCGGCCUGCACCAGAGACUGAGAAGCAUCCCAAGGGAAAGCGAAAACGUACUGCGGCCAAAGACAAAAUGAUUCUCGAAGAGGCGUACAGCAACAACCCCAAGCCCGACAAGCAGGCGCGUCUGGAGAUCGUCCAGCGCGUGUCAUUAAAUGAGAAAGAGGUUCAGAUCUGGUUCCAGAACCGAAGACAAAAUGAUAGAAGGAAAUCUCGUCCUCUCUCGCCUCAAGAAGUUGCUGCCCUUCGAUAUGGGGCCAUGCACGUCAUCUCCUCCGACCCAAUCACGAACACCACCCCGAGUAAACCUGAAAAGACCUUCCCAGCAUCCGACCCCGCCAGUUCUCGAGUUACGGAUCCCAUCUCAGCCUCUCCCCGAACUCUUACCCAGACUCCUUCCAUGCCGCGCUCCCACUCAGACCUUGUGAAUAGCACACCCAUCUCUUCCCGCCACGACAGCACCCCUCGGCUCCCCGACAUCACCCCAAGCCGCAUUGAUCCUGCCCUCUCCCAGGAAUCCCAUGAUGGUUCCCUGUCCAGUUCCAUGUCCAGUUCCCAAAUCGGAUAUCUCUCCAACCGUUGGAACAACGUUGGUAGCUCCUUUUCCACCCCGCCCGCGUUCGGCCGUGGCGGUGAUGACUCCUUCAGAUUUGAACCUUUCCCGCCAUCUUCGUGCACAUCCGAGGGCUCUCAGCCUAUGAGCCAACCCCAGUCCCAGUCUAAAGUCCGCCUAUCACUCUCCCUGGAGGGCAAGGCAGAGCUGGUUUCCAACCAAGGCUCUCCCACUCGUGAUCUCCCUCCUCGACCAUCUUCCACCACACCAAGCCUGCCACAGGUGCGGCAACGAAGCCUGCAACGCAGCCACAGCGCAAUUCCAGCCAUCACUCUUCCUCCCAUCACAACUCUUACCAACUCCCUGCCUCCAAGGCUUAUGCGAGGUCGGUCUCGUGACGUGCAUGCUUGGGAGUCCUGUGCGGAUGCUGAGAACCGUGACGAGCUGACAGCCCAGGCCGAGCACGAGUCGAAUGGAUCGGCCAUAGCUGCUAUCAGUCUUCUUCGAUCGUCGAGCGGGAUCCUUCAGCCGAGCAACGCUAAGCGCAAUGCUCCCAUGCCGAAGCCUCACCGAUCCCACCAGGCAAAGAAGGCCAAGCUGAACCGUAGCGGAUCGAGCGUGGCGCGACUUGAAACGGACCCCGAGGAGACCGAGAAGGCCGACAGGGAGUUUGGCAAGGUGAAGGUCUCGAUGCUGGUUUCACCUUCAGGGGACUCGGAUAAGGAGAACUGGAGCCCGGAUGAGGAUGGUAACCCAUCGGAUGCCUAUCGACGACCUCUGCCGCCUGCGCCUCCCAAGAGCCAGAACCCCCGUCGAGUCGGCCGAGCUCUUCAGGAACAGAAGAGCCCCAGCCUUUUGGCAAAUCGAGCCAAUACCGCGCCCGCUCGCCCUCGAUCAAUCAUCAAGGAAGGCAUGGAGAUUUUCGAGGAUACGCUUAAGCGGCCGGCACCCCGAGAAGACGAAGUGGAUAGAUUUAUGCGAGGGUCAGUCAGCCCUAGCAAGAGGCCCGACAUGGACUGCGUGGCCGGACUGCUCUCUCUGAGCCAGGGUGCCUGGCGAUGA